This is a messenger RNA of Theobroma umbraticum, 861 nucleotides long. Its product is annotated as ubiquitin-conjugating enzyme E2 variant 1D. Lineage: Eukaryota; Viridiplantae; Streptophyta; Magnoliopsida; Malvales; Malvaceae. The record is from RefSeq and is a predicted model, not a curated record.
ACCUUUGCUUGUAGUCGCCUUUCUUUCCCCAGAUUCUCUCUCUUUCUCUCUGUCUCUCCCUCUCUCUCUCUCUCUCUCUCACUCACUCAAAUUUCUUUCUCUUUCUCUCUCUGCUCGAUCAGAUCUCUCCAAACCCAUCAAAAAAAACCCUCCAGUCAACCACCCAUGACGCUUGGCUCGGGAGGAUCGAGUGUCGUGGUGCCUCGGAACUUCAGAUUGCUGGAGGAGCUUGAGCGUGGAGAAAAAGGAAUCGGAGAUGGUACUGUCAGCUAUGGAAUGGAUGAUGGAGAUGACAUUUACAUGCGCUCUUGGACUGGCACCAUUAUUGGUCCUCACAAUACUGUACAUGAAGGUCGAAUCUAUCAGCUGAAGCUGUUCUGCGAUAAAGAUUAUCCAGAGAAGCCACCAAGUGUCCGUUUUCACUCAAGGAUUAACAUGACUUGCGUUAACCAUGAAACUGGAGUGGUGGAACCAAAGAAGUUUGGACUUCUCGCAAAUUGGCAGAGGGAGUAUACAAUGGAGGAUAUACUGACACAACUGAAAAAGGAGAUGGCAGCCCCGCAUAACCGAAAGCUGGUCCAACCUCCUGAGGGUACCUACUUCUAGCUCUCAAGGUCAUAUAGAUAUCCUGGAUCUAAUUGCAUUGUGGUAUGCAAUAUAUAGUUUGUAAUGCUUGUUGAUCCUGUUUAAGUUAAGAACAUAAUGGGGAAUGGCCCAAAAAGCUUCUCCGAUUACGUCUCCUUGGCUUCAUCUUCUUUACCCUUUUUUUGUCGAACUCUGUUGAAGGGAAUGCUGUUUGAUUAAUGGGAUUUUAUCCGUGUGUCAAAUAUUAAAAUGCCCUUUUGAUUAUUGUUUUAGUUC